This is a messenger RNA of Siniperca chuatsi (mandarin fish), 1591 nucleotides long. Its product is annotated as signal-regulatory protein beta-2-like. Lineage: Eukaryota; Metazoa; Chordata; Actinopteri; Centrarchiformes; Sinipercidae. The coding region runs from base 181 to 1245 and encodes 354 amino acids. Gene Ontology annotation, biological process: response to bacterium. The transcript is spliced from 6 exons. The record is from RefSeq and is a predicted model, not a curated record.
GAAGGGGCUUUUUGCUUCACUGUGAACCAGCCAAUCAUGUUCUGCAGGGUGAGGACAAUGAACCAAUCAGACCUGACAGAUGUAGCCGAAGGUAGGAGUGUGUGAAUCUGAUACGUGUUCCGUUGCUUCAGUAGGUCAGAACUACUGUGGAGAAGAAGCAGGACUAGAGAAGCAGACAAGAUGAUGAUGUACUUUGUGAAUGUUUUCCUGCUCUGGUCUUUGUGUGUGGCACAGUUCAGUGACAUCUCUCAGCCUGUUUCUUUCCAAACAGCGAACCUCGGAGACUCAGCUACUAUUGAAUGUCACAUACAGAGUGAAUUGAAAAAAAGAGUAUGGUACAAAUUCACUACAUGGAAAAGACUACAGCUUGUGGCAGCAUUUGAUUCAUACUAUAAUCGGAGUAUAAUUCCUGAUGAAUUUCUUCAUCGUUAUUCAUUAAAAUUUGACAAAUUCAGCAGUCAUCUGACCAUAUCUGCAACAACAUGGGAGGAGGUUGGAACAUACUUUUGUGGAGUAAUGUACUUAAACAACAUUACAUUUGGAUCAGGAACCUUUCUGAUGGUGAAAGGUGCAAAGAUGAUCAGUGACUCUGUAGUCCAGCAGCCAGAGUCUCAGUCAGUCCAGCCAGGAGACUCCGUGACUCUCAGCUGUUCUGUUCACACUGGCCACUGUGCAGCAGAACACACCGAUGUCAUGUGGCUGAAGAACUCGGAUCAUUCUGCUCCAGAAAUGAUUUACUCCUCUGGAAGUAAGAACAUCAUCUGCCAGAGGACUGAGAGCGGAGAACCUACCUGUGUGUGCAACCUUCUCAUGAGGAACCUCAGCUCUGAUGAUGCUGGAACCUACUGCUGUGUUGUGACUUCAUGUGGACAGAUACUGUUUGGAAAUGGGACCAGGAUUAAUAUUCACAACACCGAGCCAGCUGAACUAAGUCCAACUGUUAUUGCAUUGAUGCUGUCAAACAUCAUUCUUGGAAUUGUGACACUCAUUCUUAUAUGGACACUUUGCAAGAGUCGGAGGAAAGAUUCCACAGAGGCAACUGAUGGAUCUUUUGAAGGCAAUCAGACUAGUGAUGCAGUUAUCUAUGCAGCUGUGUGUUCAGCCCCCAGAAGACUCCCACCCCCCAGACAAGCUACAGUGAAAUGCAGUGGAGACUCUGUAGUUUAUUCUGACAUCAGAUAUUGUCAACAGAACCAAGACGUUUCGUCUUGGGACUGCAGACAAACCAGGGAGGAAGAAGACUGAUGGAGUAAGAAAGCCUUGCUACAAUCUAAUGUACCUAUAUCUCCUGUUUAGUGGUAUAUAAACAAGUUUAAAAUAUGCCCAAAGAGCUCUUUAUCGUCAAGUCAGCCACUGGAGCUUGGCAUUUCUUCGUGACUAUAAUUAAAGCUGCACUCAGUAACUUCACAUCUUUGCAGCCAAAUCUAUAGUGAGAUUUUCAGUGAUGGUCAUAUUUACCAGCAAGCUUACCUGCAAUGGGUUGUAAAUAUCUUGCAUUGAUUGCUGCAGCUUACUCUGGACUAAGCAAUGGCAAUGUUUUUUUGUUAGUUGUAUUCUUGAAUUUAAAUGCAGCACUUCCUUUUUACUACUA